Acytostelium subglobosum LB1 is the source of this 1890-nucleotide messenger RNA. RefSeq lists its product as hypothetical. The transcript is spliced from 5 exons. Gene Ontology annotation, cellular component: membrane. Gene Ontology annotation, biological process: protein processing. Lineage: Eukaryota; Evosea; Eumycetozoa; Acytosteliales; Acytosteliaceae. The coding region runs from base 1 to 1890 and encodes 629 amino acids. The record is from RefSeq and is a predicted model, not a curated record.
AUGACAAAGACGACGACACUGGCACAGACAAACUCAGUGAUCAACAAUAAGAUCUAUCAUAAUGCUGAUAAUGUAUAUCCAUGCACAAGACUACUGGAUGCUACGCGUCAGAUUGGAUGUACAGGUAUCGAUGGUGGUAACUACGGCACACUCUAUCUAGUCGACUCUGAUGAGUCGUUGCGCAAAGUUCCCAGUGAUGCAAUCGUCAUACUGGAUGCAGACUACUUCAAUGGCACUGUACUCAAGAAGGUCACUUCUGGUCCAAUCUCUGGUGUGCUUGUGCUUACAGACACGCCCAAGACCUAUCCUUACUCGCCCGAUGUCACAUCGCCCAACUCCAUGUAUGGCUACUACUCACAGCCACAAUACAAUUGGAAUCCCCUUGCCGAUGAAAUGUCCUUUGGUCAAUACAGAAUGCCAAUCUUUGGACUUGGCUUUGAUGACUCUGUUCAGGCAAGAGAGUAUGGCACAUACAAUAGAUUGGGUAAAGACCCGCUAUGGGGAGCACAAUUGGAGUCAUUCAUGCACGCAGCGACCAAUGCACAUGUUUGUUUGAGAAGAGGAUACUGCCAACCAAUGGGAAGCAAGAGUGUUUGGUCAGCCUUUACACCAAAUUUGGGCCAGCGUGAUAUUCUGAUGGUGAUCGCACCGAUGGACGCAACAGCCUUCUUCCACGGCAUGGCUGUCGGCGCUGAAUCGACCGCCUACGCCCAGGUCGUGCUGCUCUCAAUCAUGGACACGUUCAGCCGCGUGAACACAUCGAGCUUGGACCUCGACCUUGUCUUUGCCAUGUUCAACGGUGAGCGCUGGGGAUACCUGGGCAGCAACAGAUUCGUUCACGACGUCACCAACUUCAAGUGCCAAGAGUAUGGCAGCAACAACAACACAUGUCUGCAGCCAUAUACCGUGGACCUGGGCUUCCUCAGCUUUGACUUUACUCGCGUCAAGUACAUCGUUGAGCUGAACCAGAUUGGCAACCCAUUGACACAAGACAAGGAGGGACGUGCCGUGUUUGCGCUCAACUCUCUGGCGUCCAACACAAACAAUGUCAACCAGAAGGCACUCCUUGAGUACUUCACCAACACGACCGCUGAGCUCCCCAAUCUCAACGUCACUGUAGCGUCUGUAGACCCAACCAAGGUCACCGAGCUGCCUCCAUCCUCAACCAUGACGUUCCUCAAACAAAACUCAUCCAUUGCUCACAUGGUCGUCACUGAUCACUUUGGAACUUAUACCAAUCAGCACUUCUCAUCAAUCAAUGAUCUUUAUACCAACAUUAAUGCAUCGAUCUUGAGUGAUACUGUCACUUACUUUGCGACGUUGAUCGAUAGGAUUGCCGGUGGACACAACGCCAUCGUGCCAAACGCGACAUACGCUGAAGAGCUAUUCUAUUGUCUCACUCAAAACUACUCUUGUGGAUACUUCCCAUUGUACUCUCAUGAUUCAUCGGAUGGACUACCACCAAACUAUGCCAAUGUGAUUGGACCAUCACCAUCUGGAAUGUUCAUUUCGGCACAGGCAUUGUUCAUCUAUCAACAGAUGACAUAUAUGGCUGCUUACAAGACUACGGACGCCGUGUGCAACUAUGAGGUCACAUGCGCAGCUGGCCAAGCUUGUUUCAAUGGCGCCUGUCUCUGGUCCAACACACACUUCCACUCUGCUCAAUCACUUGGCAUCGAUUACGUUGAUGGAUACUUCACCAUUACCAACGAAAGUUAUUCUACAUGGGUUGAGAGCAAUUGGGACUUCUACAAUGUCAAGUACUUCCAGAUGGGCAAUAAGCCAACAGAGAUAGUGUUCCUGGUGUUUGGACUCAUUGAGAUGUUCAUUGUGGCAGGACUAAUCUUUGUAUCUCAAAGAUAUCUGUCCAAGCGAUACAAGUUGUUGUAA